UCUUUCUUUUGUUUGCUUGAUCAAUUUGACAAACUCGCACCCAGACUCGAAAAGCGCCCCCCCCCCGCCUCCCCAACUCUCUCUCUCUCUCUCUUCCUCGUUUUGCAUGCAGGAACACGACAACAGCACUGGCUUGUCACUGGCGGAAUGCGCGUGUCUCGACCUGCAGCGCGCGAUACUCGCAGCAGCAGAAGCACCAAAGCAACUGUCUGAUUCAUCAGCACACGCCACGCCGACCUUGGACUCGCUCCCGCAGCCAGACUCCAGCGUGCCCGAGCCCGCGGCUGAUGAAAGUACCAGCGCGAGUUCAGAUGCGAGCCAUGCGACGACGAAGCUCCAGCGGGCCGAGAUGCGACGGAGCGGCGCGCCUUCUUCGGUGGUCUUCUUGUCAGCCUCUGGCCGCCGCUUCAUGGCCGCACUAAAAACCUGGAUGCCUUCGAGUGAGCUCGAUUGCGAAGCGGCACCCGUCAGCUCCUCAUUCUACUCUACACAACAUCCAAUUCCGUAUGACCAGCCAUUACAUAGCCGGAUUGUUGAUUAUCACGACCAUGUCCAACCUGUUCCAAGUAACCUUACGGCAACAGCAGGAGUAGCUCCGUUGUCCAAGCGAGUAGUACCUCCGCCAAACACCCAUGCAGAACAACCUGUCCCAAGUGACGUUCAUCCAACAGCUGCGUCUGCAGGAGCAGCUCUGUUGUCCAAGCGAGUUGUACCUCCGCCAAAGACCCGAAAGCGCGCGGUCAACACGGCCAACUCUCCCCAGUCGUCCUUCCCCUCGCACAUGCGCAAUGUCAACCAUCCAGAAGCGUUUCCUCCAUGGAGUCAGUUUGUGUAUGCCCAGCCCGACACGCUUGGUUCUGUUUUGGAUCCACCUCCUCCUGCACCAUCGGCCAAACCACUCGCAAAAACGACGACCAAGAUCGGCAGACCGCGCAAAUCGACGAACUCACUUCCAAUAGAAUUGAUGGAAACGGGCAAUUCUGCCUCUGCAGCUGCAAGAUCAGCUCCAGAGUCGCCAAACAAUACAUCUCAACAGUCGUUUUUCGCCGAUGUACCUUCCCUGUAUGGACUUAUCGGAUCACGGAUUGCAUUCAUUCCAAUCAAAUGCCAUCGUAAAAAGCAACGUGAAUGGACCUACGUUGAUGACAUUGGCACCCAUCGUUUUUCUGCAAUGUGCUCGCUGAUGGGGACCAUGUUCGCGCUUGGCGACGAAGCGCUCUACAUCAACCACAGUCGCGUCUGGGUACCCGUUUGUCAAAUUCCACAAAGCACCAGCCCAAGGUGGAUCACCUCAACGAACUCGGCGUUGUACCUGUUGACGAAUGCGCGCAUUCUGAAGCUCAACGCCGCGUCAUUGCGUACGAUUGUUUCCCAGCAUUUUCGGAUGGAGUUGUCAACGUCAUCCUUUGUUUCGCCCGAGCGGCACGCGACGCGUCUGCAGCCAUUUUCAGCCAUCGAGCCGUUUGCCACCGUGUGUUGCGACGCUGAGAAUAUCACUUCGUUCUGCGUUGACACUCAGGAUAUCAUCUAUGCACUUCGAAGUGAACGCAUCUGUUGCCGGCCUUGCAUCAUGCCCACGCGCGAGUCCGUUCUGCAACCCCUGGACGACAUGCGGUGGUUUGACAUUGGUGUCGCUUCCUCCUCGACCUGUCUGAGCUCUGUGGCAGACCGCAUUUACUGUCUGAGCAGGGGCAAGAUCUGGGCGCGGACGAAUUUGACGCUCGACAAGGUACUGCUCGCGUUUGAACGCGGCGCGAGCGCCGCUAGCCGGGCCCCAGCGCUGAGUGUGCAAUGGAUUGAAUUCAGCGACGCGCCCAGUGUCACCAUAAUCAGUGCCUAUGUCCCACCUGCGAUUCUUCCUGCAAUCCCGAGACCUGCGCCCCAGCCAGUGCCGUUCGGAGGUGGAGGGAGCGGGCCAGCCAUGGUUCAAUCGCAGACAGACUAUCUUUCUUCGCCAGGCAUGUGGCCGCCGCGGACUACCCAUGACGACACAGCUUUCCAUCACUCGCACGAGCAGGGCAUGCACUCGCCGCAGCUGCCAGCGUACUCGCCAUUCGCAUCAUCAUCCAGGGCAUCCUCGCCAAUACACACAGUCUCAUCUUAUUCAUCGUCUGGUUCGGCCGUCUCAGUCUGGACGCCUGCGCAAUUCAGAGCUGGCGCACACGGAGCAACAACUUCUUCGCCUGAUCUUGGGCACCGAACCCAAUUUCCAAGUUUGCUACGGUCGCUCCCAGCCCUCGCCUCCUCAUCGCGCCUGCCGUCCUCUUCAGGCUUACAGCCGUUCGCUGAGACAACAUCUCGGCUCGGGAGCGGUGAAGGUGCCGCCGAGUCCAGUCGGAAUUCACCGGACAUGCUGCUUUGGCAGCAUUCUCGCGAUGCCAUGUCACACGCGCCGCUGCUACCGACGGAGCCGUCGUUCUCGCAGACGGGGGAUUGGUCGUCUGUCUCUCUUGCGCUUUCUCCACGAUCCUUGUCCACCUUUGACAGUGCUUCCGAGAUGAGUUUGGCAAGUCUCGCAAACCUCAACCCGCCGCAGUAGUCUGCGCACAUGCCUGGACCGCGAGACCCUCGGAAAGAGCCGCUGGGAUCACUCCCUGGCAAUGAGCUUCUUGACCGGCAGAGACUCGACAAGCAAGUCCGGUCGGAGGGGCGCUCGUGGCGCUUCUAAUUUAAGGAUACCUUUUUGACACGUUUUCUUGAAUUUGUCGUUGUUUUUAUUUGCUUUUCCAAUCUUGUCUAUUCGUUCGAAUGAAUCAGAUCCGAUUUUUUCCCCCA
Capsaspora owczarzaki ATCC 30864 is the source of this 2775-nucleotide messenger RNA. RefSeq lists its product as hypothetical. Lineage: Eukaryota; Filasterea; Ministeriida; Capsasporidae. Bases 107 to 2539 code for a protein of 810 amino acids. The transcript is spliced from 3 exons. The record is from RefSeq and is a predicted model, not a curated record.